AUGCCGGAUCCAGGUGUUGGUUUCGAAUAUCCUCGACAAGACGUCUCAUGGCUCAAGAGGGAUGUGCUCUUGUUCGCAGUCAGUAUCGGGGCAACAGCAAAAGAUGAAUUACAUUUUAUCUAUGAAUUACACCCCAAGUUUGCCGUCUUCCCUACCUAUCCCAUCAUCCUACCAUUCAAGAAGACCACGCAAGAGGUCAUCGAUUUCUACGCAGCCCAGGAAAGCAAUCCAAUCCCAGGUGUCCCCAAACUCGAUUCGAGACGAGUGCUAGAUGGUCAACGCCGCAUUGAAUUCCUGAAGCCCUUGCCCACCACCUCCGAGGGCCGCAAGUUCGAGCUCCGCAGCAAAGUCCUCGGUGUCUACGACAAAGGCAAGCCCGGGACGGUCGUUGAGAGCGAAACGCUCAUCGUCGACAAAGAGACGGAUGAGGUCUACACCAGAGCAGUCGGGAGUGGAUUUUUCGUCGGCCAGGGUGGAUGGGGUGGCCCCAAAGGCCCCUCCACCGUCAACUACCCGCCACCCAAGGGCAAGGAGAACAGCCCUGACAAGAUCCACGAGAUCCAGUUGACGCCCGAGAGUGCGCAUCUGUACAGAUUGAAUGGCGACUACAACCCACUGCACGCAACACCCGAGCCAGGCCAGAAGAUGGGCUUCGGCGGCCCCAUCAUGCACGGCCUCUUCAGCUGGAACGCAUCCGCCCAUGCCCUGCUGAAAGAGCUUGGAGGCAGUGACCCAGAGAACAUAAAGGACUUCCAAGCCCGAUUCGCCGCCCCCGUCAAGCCUGGCGUCAAGAUCCUUGUCAAGAUGUGGCGCACCGGUGAGGUCAAGGACGGCUUCGAGGAGAUCAGGUUCGUCACCGAGGUCGACGGAAAGGUCGUAUUGAGCAAUGGCCGGGCCUCGAUACGUGUCGUUGAUGGCAAGAGUAAGCUGUGA
Exophiala aquamarina CBS 119918 is the source of this 933-nucleotide messenger RNA. RefSeq lists its product as uncharacterized. NCBI's taxonomy places the organism in Eukaryota, Fungi, Ascomycota, Eurotiomycetes, Chaetothyriales, Herpotrichiellaceae. The transcript is spliced from 4 exons. The record is from RefSeq and is a predicted model, not a curated record. Gene Ontology annotation, cellular component: peroxisome. The coding region runs from base 1 to 933 and encodes 310 amino acids.